Molecule: messenger RNA, 5598 nt
Organism: Cladocopium goreaui
Lineage: Eukaryota; Dinophyceae; Suessiales; Symbiodiniaceae
Source: the annotation of a GenBank genome assembly
AUGCCUCCACCGCCUGUGCCCUCCCCAAGCAGCAGCAAACCCAACAAGAAAGCAAAGUGCGCUAUGCCCCCAAUGCCGGUCCCAGAUCCAGCACCACCUGUUUUGAAGAAAGCCAAAAGUGAGAUCAUGGGAGACAAGGCAUUUGCAGUCAAAGGGGUGGGUAUGGGACGACCUCCAGCCACACCGCAGACCAAAGGUGAUGGUUGUGAUCCCAAGCGCGCAGCCCCACCACCUCCAGGCAUCAUGCAGCCUAUGGUGCUCAAAACACCACCUGUACCGCCCAAACUCCAGGCUUACGUGAGAGAACCAGUUCCAAGUCUUGUCAAAACGGAGUUGACACCAACGCCUACUCAGAAUGCAGCAGCAGCCUUACGACGACAAAAGCCACGUCCAUCGACAAAGGUGGAGCCAGAACAUGAAGAACAUGGGGGGGUCACAUCUUCCAGCCCUGAUGACACACCAACAGCAAGCCCUCCUAAGGCUACCAGCCCUGUGGUCGCACCAAAGGCAACCCCGAUGCUCAAAGCACCCCCUCCCAAAGCGCCAGCGACCACACCUGCAGCACCCAGCCCUGAAGCCACGAGCCCAGCACCUGUGGUCACACCAGUGGCCACCGCACCUAAGCCAAAGCCUAUGGUCACACCCAUCGCCAAAGCACCCAGCCCGGCCGAAGCUACGGGCCUAGCACCUGUGGUCCCUCCCAUGCCUGAAGCUCCAAGCAACUCAGCAGAGAUUGAACGGGAGAACCGUGUUCGAUCUUGGACAUCCAAAAUGGACGAUCAGGAGACCACCAAAUGGAUCCAGCAAUGCAAAGGUGACCCUUUGUUUCCACAAUUUGAACAAUGGAGACGGAAGACAGUCUUCGACGCGGGGCCAAACGAAAGCAUUCCGGAGUUUGGGGAGGAUGACGAGGAAGAAGAACUAGUUUCCUUCCUUCUUUGGAAAGAAGAACAUGAGUCAAAGCCCAGCCCAGACAACGCUUUGCCAGACCCAAACCCACACGAGACAGCAAGCAUUGCAGUUCCUGACCCGGACGCUCCACGGAGGCAUGUGUCUUUCUCACAGGAAGUCACCAUCCACGAAGCUCCAGCAGUCCCCAAUACGGCAGUCCCACCAGCACCACCGUCCAUCCUCAAAUUACCCAAGACUCCAGCACCUGUGCCACCCACACCACCCACACCGCCCACGCCUCCACCACCCAAAGCAUCCCCCACACCUGUUGCAGCUGCUGCGAUGCCGGCUGUGGUGCCGGCUGUGGUGCCGGCUGUGGUGCCGGCUGUGGUGCCGGCUGCUUCCACUGCUAUGGUGCCGGCUGGUUCCAUGGCCAACCAGAUCCAAGCUCCUGCUGGAGAGGUGAAGUUUGACACGUACAAUCAGAGGCAAGCGCAGUACGUCCAAAUGAAGAGGCAGUUGGAAUGCCCCGAGAACUAUGAGAUUCCAUCCGAGAUUGUGGCUCAGCAUCAAGUGCUCCAGGAUGAGAACAUCGUGAACAGAAUUGUGGACCAGAAGACUCGUUCGAAUGAAUAUAAGGAACACCCUGAUGCCCCAGGAGAUUUGAGCGCAACUUUGUUCUAUGUGCUCAUCGACAUGGAUACCAUUGAUGAAGACGAACAUGCAGAUCAAAUCUCUUUGGGUGUGUCUGGUGUGGCACAUGGCGAGCAGGUGCCUCCCGUUGCUGAAAGAAUGGCAUCUCCUGCUGCAUUGGCAGCCUUGGGUGCCAACGUGAUGAAUGCCCCGGUCCAUCUCCAGUUCCCAAAAGCUGAAGGGCAAGUGGCGGAAGGUGCACCGGGAUCGCAUGGGAAUGAAAUGCCAGAGGAAGGCCGCCCAAAGGCAAUGUGGAUUCUGAACAAGAUCAGUACGGACUUGCAAGGCAAAAGCUUUGUGGGCCACGCCGAUGAACUGGAGCGAUCUUUCUUACAGCUCACAAAGUUGACUGUCAACAAGGCCGCGUGCACUCUUGCGAUUCAGCGCAUGGAACUGUACUCCGAAGAUGCUAAGGAAGCCUUGACGUUGGAAAAGGCUUCCAAAUCUACCAGACAAGUCAAGGGCCUCCCGGGCGGCAAGCAAAUGAUGGCCCAGUCGGCAAGUGAUGGCAGUGAUGGAUUCCACCGACGCCGUGCUGCAGCUAUAGCAUCAGUGAGUGCCAGUUCCCAGGAGCCACCAUGCAAAAGACCUCGGCUGACGCCACAUGAGACGGCAAAGAUCUUGCAAGCGAGGACUAGGGUCAAUUGCCCCAAGCCCAAAGUUCAACAAAUGGCAUCUUCAGCUGUUCAAUGGUGUGAGAAGAAAGGUGGAGUGGUUGGAAAUGAUGACUUGGUGAACCGGAUGUCCCGGCUUGGCACCGAAGGCCCUGCUGCCAUGCGUGCGUUCCGCACGGCUAUGAAAGAGGGGGUGCAGCCACUCCACUCGGUGAAGCUCUGUUUGGUGGGCCAUGCACGGGCUGGAAAGACCUCCACGUUGCGUUCUCUCUCCGGCAGGGACUUCAACCCGAAGCAGCAGAGCACCCAUGGUGUGGAAACCAAGAGCUGUACGCUCGACAAGGAGCUCUGGACCCCCGGGAAGCCAGGCUCCGAGAUCAACGGGGCGUGGCAAGAGCUGUCGGAAGGUCUGGGCUCUGUGGCGAAGCUCCUUGAGGAGAAGGUGGCCAUUACUGUGGCCGACACCAUGAAGGCCCAGGCCAGUCUGGCUGCGGAAAUCCAGGAUGCUUCUCCGAGUUCUCCGAGCGUCAAGGGUAGGAGCACAGGCGACGCCUUGGCCGAGGACACGGUGCUGAUGAUCCAGCGCGCCAUCUCGGGGGAAGCAUUGGCAAAACGAGCCGAAGAGGUGGUGGUGCAGACGUGGGACUUUGCUGGCCAAGAGAUGUACUACAACAUGGCGCACGUGUUCCUGACAGCUCUGGGCAUCUACGUCUUGGUUCUGGACCUAUCGGCUUGGCUUCAUGCCACGCCGGUGGAGAAAGUCGAAUCGAUGGAUUUUUGGUUGGCCGCUUUACUGGUCCAUGCGAAAGACGCCUGGCUGGUCAUUGUCGGAAGUCAUGCUGAUGCCAUCGAAGAGUCCAUGCGCCAGGAAGUUUAUGACCGCCUUGACUUUCAUCUUCAAAAACGCUUGCGGCACCACAACAUGCUGGGGAAUCAAGAAGAUGGGCUGCUGUUCUUUCCUGUGGACAAUCAGCAAAAUACGCCGGAGAGCCUUCGAAGCAUCCAACAUCUUCGACGAGAGGUGAGCGCCUUGGCCUCGAAGGUGGCCCAGGAGCUGGGGACGAUCCCCACGCGCUGGGCGCAUUUCUUCCACCGCCUGGAAGGCCUCCAUGAGCCCUGCAUCGCCCUGGAUCGCUGCCGCACCUUGGCGGCGGAGUUGGACAUGGAUGGCCAGCAGCUGGAGCUCUUCCUAGGACUUUUCCAUCGCUUGGGGCAGCUGCUAUACUUCAAGGGAUCUCCUGCGGUGGUCUUGACACCCCAGUGGCUCCUAGAUGCGAUGGCACAGGUGAUGGCGUGCCCGGCGGUGUUGAAGACGGAUCCUUUUCGCUCCAAGGCUUUGCGACAGGAAGGACUUCUGCAGAAGGACCUUUUGGAGGUUCUGUGGAGAGAUCCCAAAUUUCAAGGGCAGCAGAGAGUUCUGCAAUCAUUCUUGGAACAUUUCGACUUGCUGAUCCCGAAGGGUGAGGAUGGUUGGCGGGUGCCCAGUUUGUUGCCAAGACGACCGGAGAAGAUGAUCCCUUUGGAUGCUCCAGUCUGUGUGCUGCUGGACUUCAAAGGAGCCUUCCGACGGCUCCUCAGCACGUUGAUCCCCAGGCUCCUGUGCCAAUUGGAAAAACGCCCUGUCAUUGCAGAGAUUCCUUUUUCAGAGCACUGGCGCAGCACGCGGGACGUGUUGCUGCGGGGCAGGAAGGCGGAAAACUACGAGUUCUACGACAGGCAUGGCAAUCGACUGAGUGGAGUCGCGGAGGUCCCGGAGGGUGGAUUUCCGCUGGAACUUCGGCAUCGCCAGGAGUUUAAGGUCCACAAGAUCUUCCGCGACUAUGCCAAGUGUACCCUCAGUCAGACGUCCAGUCAGACGCGCGAGACCAUGGUGACCUUUGAGGUCAUGGAGUGGCAGGAGCUGAUGCGAGUGGAGGUGGAAAGCCACGAUGCCAUCGUGGUGAAGGACGUGUUGGAUUCCUUACACGUAGCCAUUUGUGCCUGGCUACCGGAAGUUUCCUAUUCGACUGGAUUGCCCUGCCCGUGUGGCGUGGUUCAAUCUGGCCAUCUGCUGGAGCUCAGUAAGCUGUUGAAAGAGGACAGCGUUUUCUGUGACCAGAAAGAACGUUCGGUUGAAGCGCGGCCAGAAGAAGCAAAGAUGAUACAGCAGUGGAGGCAACUGGAACGUGGGGAUUGCGCUGAAAUUCCACCAGGUCCUAAAGAAUCGCGGCUGCCGUGGUCGGGAAGUGCUGCGUGGCAUUUCAUGUACGCAUCGCCCUUGGAAUACCGACGGCAACGCAUUCCACAGCUGAAUGUGGUGCAGGAGUUGGACGUGUUGCCCAAUGGGCCGUGGCAAGUGGCAGUGUGCACGCCCAACGCAUUGAUUGAGACGCUGCAGGAGCGUCCAGUGGUGCUCCAUGUCACGGCGCACAGUAGCGCUCUGCCGCCCAAGAUGGGCCAGGGCGGAGACUCCAGGCGCGCCUUGCUGUUGGAAGACGCCUUUGGAAGUGGAAGUCUGCUGGAUGUGAAACAGUUGCUGGAACUGGGCCCUUGGCAGGACGUGGGACUUCUGGUCUUGCUAACAUGUUACUCGAAACAGUUGGUGGAAGCUUUGAACUGCCGCUUCGCCGUUUGCUGCAUUCACCAGGUCAGAGAUGCCGCGGCGCGUGAAUUUUGCCGCACUUUCUACCGUUGCCUCGCCACGCACGGUGCCGCCAAAGACGCCUUCCACGCCGCACAAUGCGCGGUGCGCUGCAGCAGCGACGCAGGGCUGCGCAGCGAGGCGGAGAAUUUUCAUUUCGUGUCCCGCUGUAGUGAUCUGCUGGACGUGAGAGCACGGUCAGCCCUGGCCGAUCGGCCGUGGGUCUGGCCACGGACCUCGCGGGUCGAGGACUUUCGAUGUCAGGUCACUCAGAUGGUCCGCAUGGCCAAAUGCCUGUCAAACGCGGAUGGACAUCGGAGGGUCAUCUUGUUGCUGGGUGCACCGGGCGCUGGGAAGACGGCCACCUGCCGGGAGUUCUGCAACCACUUCAGCGGGCCGGGGCGUCUCUUUGGCGGCCGUGUGCUGUUCCUGCAGAGCCAGGUCCUGCGAGGCGCAGCCAACACGGCCGGCGGCUCGAUGGAGGAUUUCCUGCGCCAGGCAUUGACGGAGAUCUCCACCACGGUCCAGGGUCAAGGGCUCUCUCUUCUGGUGAUCGACGAUCUUCACAUCUUCCAGGAGGUGGAGAAACAUGAGCUCCGAUUGGCCUUGGAAGGUGCCUUAAGACUUUUGGAGUCCCUGCGUGUGCUGCUGACCUCACGCUGUGCUUUGGGAGGCGGCUGGGACAGCUUGGAGCAUAGCAAAAUCGUCUUGGAAGAACUCGCAACGCUUCCCAGCGAGGACUUCAUUUUUUCUCGUGGGGCCCGUGGGGGGAUGGGCUGA